Frankliniella occidentalis (western flower thrips) is the source of this 3988-nucleotide messenger RNA. RefSeq lists its product as uncharacterized. Lineage: Eukaryota; Metazoa; Arthropoda; Insecta; Thysanoptera; Thripidae. The coding region runs from base 344 to 2698 and encodes 784 amino acids. The record is from RefSeq and is a predicted model, not a curated record. The transcript has 11 exons.
CAAUAAUGCGGUUUGGUUUUCUUUUUCGUGUGUUGCAGAAACCAAGGAGCUGGACGGCGAGGACGUCAUCAAGGAGUACUGCCCCAUCUCGGGCCGGUUCGACUUCACGUACAACGUCAACGACGGCCUGGAGAACAAGCAGGAGUGCCCCAACUCGGUGUCGGAGCUCAACAACUGCCCCAGCGGCAACGCGCUCAACGUGCGCUUCAAGAGCUGCUCGUUCGAGAACCACAACAUCACCUUCGAGUGCCUGGGCCACUGGACGGGGUCGGACAACCAGCGCUACCUCGCGCUGCUCGACACGCGGGUGGACGCGGUGCGGCGGGCCCAGUACCGGUGCGCGAUGUACCGCGAGGACGAGGCCACGGGCAUGACCUACAUGGCCUUCUCGAGCGACUCGACGUGCGCCACGGACCUGCACUCGGCCACCCAGGGCUACGAGACGCUGGCGCUGCGGAGGGUGCCCGCCAACAGCUGGCCGACCAGGGUCGUGGCCGCCACCUGCAUGUUCCCGCAGUGGGCGCAGGGCAAGUGGGAGCACGUGUCGGUGCAGCGCAACUCGCUGACGUUCCGCGACCACAACGAGAUGAAGACGUACUCGGUGCGCUGCAUCGGCCCGGACCAGGGCCAGAGCGCGGAGCGCUUCCCCGUGUACUACAAGACGCAGUGCGGCGAGGAGAAGUACAGCUGCGUUUGGCUCAAGCAGCGGGGAAACAACGUCCUAGAGUUCCAAAUCGGCCUGCAGGAGAGCGACCGCUUCAACUACAGCCUCUGCUCGCCGAGCAACUUCAGGGAGAAGAUUUGGGUCACCCAAGGAAGGACAGAUCGGGUCCAGGAGUCUCCUUGCCCGAUCACCGGCGAGUACAACGGUCUGAUCCCGGACGCCAUCGGACUCUGCGCGAAGCUCUCGUCCGACUGCGCCAACCCGGAGGUCAUGUACUACACCGUCUCGGACUGCAACACGGAGGUGUACGAAGCCGAGCGCCCCAAGCCCAGGUACUCGACACGUCACCGCCGCGAGGCGGCCGCUGACCCCGACCCCGCGGCCGCGGUGAAGCUCCAGGAGUCGCCGGCGGACGCCUCGACCCCCGCCGCCGCCAACCAGCCGCAGAGCCUGGGCACGGCCGCCUCUAGGAUCUACCGCAUCAGCAGCAGCCCCCGCGUCACGAGCCCGCUGCCCCCGUCGGACCAGCAGCAGGAGGCGUCCUGGGCCGCCGUCAGCAACCGCAGCACCUCGACGUGGGGCCAGCGCACCGACUCCACGCUCGUGGCUUACUCGGCCCCGCAGCCGAGGAUGUACGCCGCCACGGCGCAGGGUCCCAUGUACCCCACGUCCUACAACGCGCACCUCAACAUCACCACCUCCACCCCCGCGCCGUCGUCCUCCUCGUCCUCCAGCACCUCCUCGACGUCCACGUCGGCCAGCGCGCGGUCGGCGCCCGCCUACCCGGAGGAGGAGGAAGAGUACGACCCGUGGGCGUACCCCAAGAUGCACGGCCUGCAGACGACGGCCAGGUCGGUCGCGGCUCCGCCCGCCCGGCCGAUGCAGUCGAGGCCCGUUAUGUACUUUAACAGCCAGAGCGGCUUCCGCGACCCGGUCGGCGACACCAGGGACGGCGCCAGGGAGUCGGCGCCCAACCCGUUCUACUACCAGGGCCCCGCCGGUGCCAGGGUCGGCCAGGACGCGGAGGCGCCGGCCGCGCCGUCAACGGUGGUGCCGGUGCUGCCCGCCGCCCGGGAGGUGUCCAUCGGCUGGCCCACGGCGAGAACCUCCCCUGCCGAGGCCACGAGCACGGCGGGCACCCUGAUGGGCACUGUCCGCGGCACCGCCCUGGGCGGCACGUACCGCGGCCGCCCCGUCGAGAUCCCCGGCCUGCCGCCGUCGCCGUACGGCGGUUCCGCGCGCAUGCGGAUCGUCCCCAUGGCCGUGGCCGUGCACGGGCCCCCGCAGCCCGUGAUGGCGCUGAGUGCGCGCGCGCCCACAGACCGAGGCAUGGAGUUCGGCGAGCGCGCCUCCUCGGGCCCUUACAGCUUCCAGGAGCGUAGUAGCUUCCAAGAGCGCAGCUUCCAGGAGCGCGGCUUCCAGGGGCGCGGCUUUCAGGAACGCAGCUCCACGCCCCGCCGCGCCCUCCAGCCCCACGACUCGGGCUGGACGCUGGACGCGGGCGGCCCGGGGGCUGGGGGGCCGGCGCUGUCGCUGCGCCAGGGGGCCAUGGCCGCGCCCAGGAGCGAGGCGCGCAGCGCGGCGACACCUUUCAGGAUGGAAGAGAGACAGUACCGUUGUUUGGGGCAGUGGAAAGAGGGUGAUCUGGUGUAUACCUAUACUCAACGUAAAGAUGUUGGAACCUACGAAUGCUUUGUUGGUUCAAUCAUCUCCCAAACUGAAAUAUACAUUAAGGAGGCAGGCGAGCACUGUGAAAGAGAUGUGGACCCACUUCAACAUGGCAUGCUUUUAAGAAGGAAAGGUGCUUGCAUUGGAACAGCCCCUGUUCCUCAAACUUCGACAACUCCCAGACCAAGAACCACUACCCAGUGGCCUAUCACAAGAAGGCCUGUGGAAACACACACAAAACCUUGGAAACCAAUUACAGCUCCCCCACGUUCAAAACCACCAGUGCAGAGCAAAGCACCAUCACUACAUUCAACAGCUCUAUCACUCUUCACAAGCAUAUCUAUUAUUCUUUUGUGGAAGCUUUAAAACUAAGACUGGGUGGGGACUUGUAUUCUACCUAAGCCUUAUUGUUUUGCAAAGGGCUGGCCUGUGAAGCCAGCCCGUAGUAGGGCUUUUGACUGAAUAAUUUUGUUGUGAAAAAAUAAGCUCUGUGAUCUUUGUGCUAGCUGUUACUCAGAGGCUAAUGAAUUUGACUGGAUACAACAGCUUGAUGAGGGAACUUGUUUGUCAAAGCAUACCCCAAGCAAAAACAAUCAUGCCAUUUUCAGUCUUUUUUUUUAUGAGUGUGAUACCUAACAUAAUUAUCUUGUUUCAUUACUUGUUUUUGUGUCUUAAUUCAAUGGUGCAUGAAUUUAUUGAAACAAUUUUCGCUAGUCUAGAGAGAUUUGGGAAGGAGGGAAGGGAUAUUUGUAGGGAAUGGCAUAGAGGAAUGCUCACAGUUUUUCACAUAUCUUUGUUUUUGUAUUUGUCCCUUUUUAAAAAACAGUUCCUGAAAAAUCACCAUUUAAGAUAGUAGACUAAUGUUCUUUUUUUGACAAUUUUGUGUUUUUUGAUUUUCCUUUCUUUAGGAAAUAAUCUUCUAGAAGCCAUGUAUUAUGAAUUUGUACUUGUACAGUAGAAUGUAGAGAUUUCUAAUGAUGGCCCAGGUGUUACCACUUAUGCCAUUUACAUCCAUAGACUCAGAUCCACUAUCUUUUUUAACAAACUGUAAAAUUGGCAUAAACAUUUUGACUGAAUUUGUUUCUUCAUGACAUAGAGGAGACACCUCUCUUAAAAUGUCAUCUACAUGAGUUUAAUUUUCUUUCUUGGAUCAGGAAUGGGUAUGUUAUUUCUUAUUAUUAAUUUAUUUGUGAAUAUGUAUUUGUAUGUAUUUUAUUUAUUGCACUUUCUUAGGAGUGUACUCUACACCAGGCUUUAGUCAUUAUAUUUUAGAUGGUGUCAAACUGAUUAUAGAAUAUCAUUGCCAUUGCUAUUCUUAUUCUAUUGUUUCCCAGGAAAAGAAAAUUUAAUAGAUUGAGAAGUGUGAACACAUGAUGGCUUAAAGAGAUCCCCUUGUUUUUAAUGAAACAAAUGUAUUAAUUUGUGAUAAAAGAAAGCUUAUGUAAUAUAGUGAAUAAUUUUUAAGACACUUUGUAAUAUACUGUUGUAAAAAUUAUAAAUUGCCUUGUUGAAUGCUCAUGACCUCAGUAUUUUUACUGUACAUAAAAUGUUCCUAUCUUUGAUUAAAAAUAUGUUGUAAGGUUUGUGAGGGCCACUGAGCAAAGCAAGUACAAGAAUGUACAUACACAUAAGUGAAUAAAAACUUCUGAAACAAUA